Molecule: messenger RNA, 493 nt
Organism: Leguminivora glycinivorella
Lineage: Eukaryota; Metazoa; Arthropoda; Insecta; Lepidoptera; Tortricidae
Exons: 3
Coding region: 109-387 (92 amino acids)
Source: RefSeq, a predicted model, not a curated record
GUCUUUGAUAACCACUGAAGGGUGAUCUUACAAUAAACGUGCAGCUACAUUCACUGUGAGCAGUAUCUUUUUGGCCAUCGUUUAGUGAAGUCGAGAAGAAUAAUCACAAUGCAGAAGUCCUUGGUUAUUGUGUUGGCCGUCUGCCUUUUGAGCGUUCACGCUUUCGUGAAACGCGACGCCCCAGCCCCAGCCACGGCCGCCGAUACACCCAACUACCUAGAAGAUAUUCAGAAACAGCUGGGAGACAUUGGCAAGCAAGUCAGCGACAAGCUGAAGGAGACCUUUAAUCCUGACGAGAUCAAAAAGGGUCUCAACGAUGCUGUGAACUCUAUCGGCAAGGCGCUUGAAGACUUGAAGGCGAAGUCUGAAACAGCGAAAAAAGAAUAGGGGUGGCGCAACAUGAGUAUUUAACACACACAAUUCAAACAAUCCUAGAUUUGAGUAGAUCUCUUGAGAGAAAAUAGCAAUAAUAAUAAACAUUUUUCUGUUAGUA